GGGUAGAGAUAGGGAUAGGGAUUCGUAUAGGCUUUAAGGAUUGUAGUAAGAGGCGAGAAGGCGACAGCGAGAAGGCGCAGCGGGGUUGUGGAGUGGAAGAUGGUGAACGCAACGGUGAGAGUAUGAUUGAGUUGAAUAUAUACCAAGUCCAAGCCGAACGCGAGCAAAAGUCAAGCACCAACAACGACACCAAACCCAACAAGCUGUCCACGAGCACGCCAGAAGACCUCGUCGGAGCCACGAAUCUUGUAAGAAACCAAAUUGGCGGCGUCAUUGCCGCGAAAGGCCCAUCGCCCGUUGGAAGCAGUGCGAGCGAGGCGGGCUCUGUGGCAACUGCCUGUCUUCUCUUCCCGACGCUCGAAACACCAACGGUGCAUCCAAUGAUGGCUGCACUUGAAGUUGAGAACUUCUCCAGCAGAUCGACCGCUACAGCAGUGAGGCAAGCAUCGUCACUCGCAUGGCCACCUUUCUACUUCAGGAGAAAGUGGCCGGCCACCAAGUACGAGCUGCGCUGGGCUGUGUCUGGAGAGGCGGUGUACGUCUUCGAGGAGCCGGACUUUGGAGAGACUGUCGCUCGUGGCCCGGUCGAGAAGGUCGGCAACUGGGACGACAGCGGCUGUGCUCAAUACGAAGUCGUCCAGCAAGGCCAUCCCCAACCAACUCAUCAACACUGCAGAGACAUUAUCCUCAUCGAUGCCUUGGUCGAUGCUUUGUUUCCACUUUUCGAUCCAUCUGGCACCAUUCGCCGCCAUGACCUGACUCGUGCCCAUGGCAAGGAAUGGAUUCUUGGCCGAGAAUCAUCUUCAACAUCUAUCAUGACUCUACUGAGCUACAUGCUCUCACGGCUAUUGCGAUAA
Molecule: messenger RNA, 857 nt
Organism: Zasmidium cellare ATCC 36951
Lineage: Eukaryota; Fungi; Ascomycota; Dothideomycetes; Mycosphaerellales; Mycosphaerellaceae
Exons: 4
Source: RefSeq, a predicted model, not a curated record